Molecule: messenger RNA, 2065 nt
Organism: Brachypodium distachyon (stiff brome)
Lineage: Eukaryota; Viridiplantae; Streptophyta; Magnoliopsida; Poales; Poaceae
Product: F-box/LRR-repeat protein 14
Exons: 2
Coding region: 289-1731 (480 amino acids)
Biological process (GO): SCF-dependent proteasomal ubiquitin-dependent protein catabolic process
Cellular component (GO): SCF ubiquitin ligase complex
Molecular function (GO): protein binding
Source: RefSeq, a predicted model, not a curated record
GCUCUGUCGCUGUUCAAUGUUCAUCCCUUUCCGCUCGAACAAAGAGACGGGACACGGGAGUCGGGCCGGGGGGUGACUAUGGGAGCGAGACUAGGGUUUUAAGUUUUUGCACUUUCUGUCGGAAAUUGAAGACCCUUGGUUUGAUCGAGCGGAGGCGCCCCGUUUCUAUCCCGUUCUUCUCUCCCGGUCGCGCUGAAGGUACCACCGUCUCUUGAUUCCGUCUCAAGAUGAGGAAAACGCAACCCUAGCCUCUCUUGGUUGGUUCCUUAAUUUGAGCUGCAUUACUCGAUGGAGGAUCUUCCUGAGGCACUGCUGGCAGAGAUCGUAAAGAGGAUUACCAGCACAAGUGAUCGGAACUCCCUUUCUCUUGUGUCGAAGUUGAUCUACAGGAUCGAGGCGGAUCAAAGGGGUGCUAUCCGUGUCGGCUACGGCCUUUGCCCUGCUACAGAAGCCUUGUCGUCACUGUGCUCCCGGUUCCCAAAUCUAUGGAAAGUGGAAAUUGAUUACUCUGGUCGGAUACCUGGCCAUGGGAAUCAGUUGGACAACCGAGGCCUCCUUUUGUUUUCAUCCUGCUGCCCCUCACUUGCUGAUCUCACCUUAAGCUCCUGCUCAUACAUCAAUGACUCUGGACUUGGUUAUCUAGCCCAUUGCAAGAAAUUGAUGACCCUUAGGCUGCACUCCGCACCAGGUAUAACUUCAAGUGGGCUUCUCUCAGUGGCUGUUGGUUGCAAGAGUCUAUCUGCUCUCCACCUCAUUGAAUGCAACAGAGUAGGCAGCAUAGAGUGGCUCGAGUACUUUGGUUGGGGCGGAUCGUUGGAAGAACUUGUAGUUAAGAGGUGCAAGGGAAUCAGACAGUAUGACUUCCUGAAGUUUGGUUCAGGAUGGAUGAAGCUCCAGAAGUUUGAGUUUGAGAUGAAGGGAGGAUUUUGGCCUUCUUCUCGUGCCAUGGUUGAGGGUUACGAUCCCUCAUAUGACACUCACACCAUGGCUAGACAUGAUUUAUGCUGUGAGAAAUUGAAGGAUUUGAGGUUGGUGCAAGUUGAAACUUGGCCAGAAACUGGACUCCGCUUUGUCCUGGGGAAGUGCAAAUCAUUGGAGAAGAUUUGUCUGGAGUAUGUUCAUGGUCUAAAUGACAAUGACAUGAUUGCUUUAUCCCGGAGCUGCAACAACCUUAAAAGCAUUUCACUUUGGCUCAGGCCUUGCUUCCACUACAAUCAUGCUUACACGACGUCAUUUACUGAUGACAGUCUUAAGGCUCUAGCUCUCAACUGUCCAAUGCUUCAGAUUGUUGAAUUCACAUUUACAUGUUGUUCUCCUGAUUAUCCAAUAGAAAUAGGAUUCACACAGAAGGGUCUUUUGGUGCUCAUUCAGUCUUGCCCAAUUCGUGUUCUUCUGCUAAAUGGUGCCCACUUCUUCGAUGACCAGGGGAUGAAGGGCCUCUCAUCUGCACAAUUCCUGGAGACACUUGAGCUUGCAGAUUGCGAGGCUGUAACUGAUGCUGGGAUGCGCUUCAUCACGCAUAUGCCGCGCUUGAGUAAUCUCACACUCCGGUGUUGUCAUCAUGUGACUGAUAUUGGAGUUGCUGAACUGGUCCAAGCUCAUAAGUUAGAGUCUCUGAUCAUUGAAUAUUGUCCGAGAGUCUCUCUGCAAACUGUGCAGGGGGCUGCCAGGUUAGUUCACUACUCCACUGAAGUGCCAGACGCCGUCGCUCUUAAAAGAAUGAUCUUGUAAGACUGUUGAUGAAGUGGCCUCCAAACUAAGCAGCUUAAAACCUGUUUCUGAAGUCAUUAAGCUUUGCAUCGUCAGAUAAGGAUGCAUUACCGGACCCAGAUUCAUCUGUUGUUAAACCGUUGUCCUAGCCAUCUCACUUCUCUGAACUUUCUUUUACCUUCUACAUGUACUGCGAUGGUUUGCCAUUGCCCAUUGAGAGUCUUAUGGUGGACUUUUAUGAAUGCAAUCUAUUGUAGCAGACACCACUUAUGUACUGUAGCUACUUCCGUAAUUGUUGUUGCUUAAUUCCCACUCUCUUUACCCUUUCGAAAAAAAACACAGGUCAGCCCCAGGA